This is a messenger RNA of Grosmannia clavigera kw1407, 519 nucleotides long. Its product is annotated as methylated-DNA-protein-cysteine methyltransferase. The record is from RefSeq and is a predicted model, not a curated record. The transcript has a single exon. NCBI's taxonomy places the organism in Eukaryota, Fungi, Ascomycota, Sordariomycetes, Ophiostomatales, Ophiostomataceae. Gene Ontology annotation, biological process: DNA repair. Gene Ontology annotation, molecular function: catalytic activity. Bases 1 to 519 code for a protein of 172 amino acids.
AUGCUAGCUUCCACCAAGACGACAGACAUGGUCGAUUCAGUAGGGCUUACUACUACGGCCACGGCUGCCCCAAUCACAACGGUGGUAUUGGCCACUACACCGUCGCCCAGGGACCGGACGCUGAAGCAAAUUGCCGCUUCUGGGAGGUCGGCCUUUGAGCAACGCGUCUGGUCGCUGCUCUGCCAAAUCCCCACAGGACAGGUCACGACAUACGGAAUCAUGGCAGCCUACCUAGGCUCAUCGCCGCGAGCGGUGGGCAAUGCAAUGCGACGCAAUCUGUUUGCACCAAUGGUGCCGUGCCACCGCUGCAUAGCCACCGGCGGUGGCCUGGGCGGGUUCAAAGGCGUUGGACCGGAGCGAAAGAGAGGGCAGAAAGUGGGCAGCAAGCAGCAGGCGGUGAAAGAGGGCAUCACGUUGGCUGAGAAGCGCUCUCUCCUGCGGAUGGAGGGCGUGCGGUUUGACAGCAAAGGCCGUGUGCUAGGAACACCCUUCCAGGCAUUCCGAGAAACCGGGAGAUAA